AUGAAGUCUUCAGUCAUCUUCUGGGCCGUUGCCUCUAUCUCCGCCGCAUUCGCUGCUCCCCUCGAGUCUCCUUCCAACGAAGCUGCUAAGCUCUUUGCCCGCGGUAAACUGUGUCUCUUGGAGGACGGUCUUGCCUGCUACUACGACAACAACGCUUGCUACUGGCACGCGUGCCACAACUGCGAGUGCGACGACAUCUACCUUGGCGCCAAGCUCAUUCGUCGCGACUGCAUCAACUCCAAGGACGCCCCUACUUGCCCCGUUCGCCCUAAGGCGGCCUGA
Molecule: messenger RNA, 282 nt
Organism: Colletotrichum karsti
Lineage: Eukaryota; Fungi; Ascomycota; Sordariomycetes; Glomerellales; Glomerellaceae
Exons: 2
Coding region: 1-282 (93 amino acids)
Source: RefSeq, a predicted model, not a curated record